AUGGCAGACAAAAUAAUCGUGGCUUUCGACUUGUACGGUACGCUGCUGUCUACAGAAUCCAUUGCGAAGCAGCUAGAGAAGCAUGUCGGUCCCAAAGCAGAGGCUGUCUCCGCUCUCUGGAGACGCUAUCAGCUGGAGUAUACAUGGAGACUCAACAGCAUGGAACGCUACGAGGAUUUCUCGAUCGUUACGAAGAAUGCUCUGGUUCAUGCUCUGGCCGAGCACGGCGAGCAGUUGAGCGACAGCAACAUCGCCGCGUUAAUGGAGGCCUACGACCAUUUAUCUACUUUCCCCGACGUCAAUCCUGCUCUUAUUCGACUAUCAGCCGAUGCGAGAAUUCAACCCGUGGUGUUCUCCAACGGAUCCAAGACCAUGGUCUCCAAUUCUGUCCUGCGAUCGAAAGACCUCUCGACACACGCCAGCGUAUUCCAAGAUCUCAUCACCGUCGACGAUAUCCAACGCUACAAGCCAUCGCCCGCGAGUUAUCAUCAUCUGGCCCGCAAAAUGAGCAAACAGGAAUCACAGAUGGACCAAAUGUGGCUCAUCAGCGGUAACCCGUUCGAUAUUGUCGGGGCGCGGAGUGUCGGGAUGCAGGCGAUCUGGGUUGAUCGAGCAAAUAGGGGAUGGCAGGAUGCGGUGGCACCAGGGCUACGGCCGUCGGCGAUUGUACACAGUUUGGAACAGAUCGUCCAGGAGAUUCAGGGACGCAGAUAG
This is a messenger RNA of Penicillium waksmanii, 714 nucleotides long. RefSeq names its product haloacid dehalogenase, type II. Bases 1 to 714 code for a protein of 237 amino acids. The transcript is spliced from 2 exons. Gene Ontology annotation, molecular function: hydrolase activity, acting on halide bonds, in C-halide compounds. NCBI's taxonomy places the organism in Eukaryota, Fungi, Ascomycota, Eurotiomycetes, Eurotiales, Aspergillaceae. The record is from RefSeq and is a predicted model, not a curated record.